CUUCCCACCCCAUUGUGUGUCCUGCCAAAUAGCGACACUCUCAGAAAAAGAAGUUUCUUCAGGCGGAGUUGAGAGAUCUGAUAAUAGUUGCAGUCUUGUAGAUUGUUCAUACUGUCUCUAAAACCCACAACACUUCUCCAUUUUUAUAUUCUCUCUUCUCCAUAAAAGCCAUUAACGCCUUACCCAUUUAUCUGCAUUUCUCUCACCUGAAUAAUUAAUCACCAAUUCACCAUGGUUGAUUCCUACACUCUUCGCGCUUCUCAUUGUAACCCAUGUCUCAGAUUCUUCACUUGCUUGGUCUCUUACUCUUUCUUAAUGCUUCUCUUCAUUGAAUCACCACUGUCCUUUUCUUUAUCUCAAACCUUUGUUUUGCCUCUCAAAACUCAGCUAAUCUCACCUGGGUCACUUCCUAGAUCUCCAAGCAAGCUCCCUUUUCACCAUAAUAUAAGCCUCACGGUCUCUCUAACCGUCGGCACUCCCCCGCAGAAUGUGUCCAUGGUUAUCGACACAGGAAGUGAGCUUAGCUGGCUUCGUUGUAACAAAACGUCCACUUACCCAUCUGCUUUUGAUCCGACCCGAUCCACUUCCUAUGGACCCAUCUCAUGUUCUUCUCCAACCUGCACUAACCGGACCCAGGAUUUCACUAUACCCGCUUCCUGCGACUCCAACAACCACUGCCACGCCACUCUUUCCUAUGCCGAUGCCUCUUCUUCUGAGGGAAACCUUGCGUCUGAUACCUUCCACAUGGGAAGCUCCGACGGCUCGGAUAUGGUUUUUGGAUGCAUGGAUUCUGUUUUCAGUUCUAACUCCGAUGAAGACUCUAAGAACACCGGGUUGAUGGGUAUGAACCGUGGGUCACUGUCCUUUGUUUCUCAAAUGGGUUUCCCGAAAUUUUCUUAUUGCAUUUCCGCCACUGAUUUCUCCGGCCUCUUACUUCUCGGCGAAUCCAAUUUAACGUGGAUGGUGCCAUUGAAUUAUACCCCAUUAAUCCAAAUUUCGACCCCAUUGCCCUACUUUGAUCGGGUUGCCUACACAGUUCAGCUUGAAGGGAUCAAGGUGUCCGAUAAGUUGCUUCCGAUACCCAAAUCAGUUUUUGAACCGGAUCAUACUGGGGCAGGUCAAACCAUGGUUGAUUCGGGCACCCAGUUCACGUUCUUACUUGGUCCGGCUUACAUAGCCUUAAGGACCGAGUUCUUGAAUCAAACCACUGGGGUUUUAAGGGUUUUAGAGGAUUCGAAUUUUGUAUUUCAAGGAGCAAUGGAUCUGUGUUACCGGGUCCCGAUAAAUCAAACGGUAUUGCCCCGAUUACCCACCGUGAGUUUGAUGUUUCAGGGAGCCGAAAUGACAGUUUCGCAUGAACGGGUUUUAUAUCGAGUUCCGGGUGAAUUGAGGGGACAUGAUUCAGUGCAUUGCUUGUCCUUUGGUAACUCUGAUUUAUUAGGUGUGGAAGCGUACGUGAUUGGUCAUCAUCAUCAACAAAACAUGUGGAUGGAAUUUGACCUUCAAAGAUCAAGGAUGGGCUUGGCUCAGGUGCAAUGUGAUGUGGCUGUUAAGAGAUUCGGUGUGGGCCAAUAGGAUCCACCAAUUAAAGAGAGUUUUUUUUUUUGUUGAGAUCACACGUGUGAUUUAUCUUCUUAAGUUUUGAUGGAGUAGAUUAUUAUAAUGUAGUUCAUUUUCCAUGCCGUUAACAUGGUCUUGCAAUUUCCACCGUUGA
Molecule: messenger RNA, 1714 nt
Organism: Manihot esculenta (cassava)
Lineage: Eukaryota; Viridiplantae; Streptophyta; Magnoliopsida; Malpighiales; Euphorbiaceae
Product: aspartic proteinase PCS1
Exons: 1
Coding region: 232-1575 (447 amino acids)
Biological process (GO): proteolysis
Molecular function (GO): aspartic-type endopeptidase activity
Source: RefSeq, a predicted model, not a curated record